AUGGCUCAGACCGUGGGCAUCGCCAUGUGCCAGGCCAUGAUAGAGUACGACCAGGGCAACUACGACCAGGCCAUGGAGCUGCUGUACCCCCUGCGCUACCGCAUAGUGGACAUAGGGGGCAGCGAUGCACAGAGAGACCUCUUCAAUCAACUGCUCAUUCACACGGCUCUGAAAUCGGACAAUAAGCGGCACCAGAAACUUGGAAGGUGUCUUCUGGUGGAGAGAGACUCGCUGAGGCUGGACUCCCCCAUGACCCAGAGACUUCAGCAGACCGCCAUGGCCCUCCACCUCUGA
Molecule: messenger RNA, 294 nt
Organism: Knipowitschia caucasica
Lineage: Eukaryota; Metazoa; Chordata; Actinopteri; Gobiiformes; Gobiidae
Source: the annotation of a GenBank genome assembly